AUGGCUAAUAAUAAUCGGCUGUUGGGUUUUAGGUUUCGCCCUACAGAUCAAGAACUCCUCAGUUACUUCCUCUACAAGAAAGCGAUAACCAAGGAUCAAUUAAUGGCGUCGUAUUACAGCAACAUUGUGCAUGAGUUCAAUUUCCUGGGCGAAACAGAGCCCUGGGUGGUCUGGGAUCAGUUCGGAGGGCCUGGCCUGGUCGACGAAGACCUAUAUUUCUUCUCCGAACUCAAGACUUUAAGCCAAAAGGGUAAGCGCAUCAAACGCAAGAUUGAGGCCGGAGGCACUUGGAGAGAAGCCUUCUCGAAAAAGAUUUACGACAAGACGACCGGAAACCCUAUCGGGCAAAAAAGGAAUUUGCGCUACGAGAACCAAGGGUGCGAGCACCACGGCAAGUGGCUACUAGAAGAAUACAGUCUUCUUGAUAAAGAGGCGCAGAAGAUUGUGCUCUGCCGACUUAAAAAGAACAGCAGGGUUUCGAACAAGAGGAAUAAUUCAACUCAAGAAUUUAAGGAGAAACCCUCAAACAAGAAGGCAAGAAAAGAAUUGGCAUCGGCAACGGUCAAGAUUGAUGAUGAGCAACCACAGAGAUCUUCUAGCCUAAGUAGCGUCGUAAAUAAUCAUGAUCAAGAGUUGAUAUUCGACAUUAAUUAUAAUGCGAUUUCAAAUUAUCUUUGUAGUGAUGAUCAAGAUAACAUCGAUGAUCCGUUCGACUAUGGUUGUGUUACUGAUGAAGAAUAUGCUAUCGGCAUGGAUGCAUUGUUGGGAACACCACCAUUGUCACAGGAGCUGCCUCAUAUGGCCGAAACCCUACGGGUAGAGGCUAUGAACUCAAGUGGUUUGGAGAAUAUAUGCAAUCAACAAUUAGAAGACAUCACAUAUUGGUUCAACAAUUAG
Molecule: messenger RNA, 897 nt
Organism: Prunus armeniaca (apricot)
Lineage: Eukaryota; Viridiplantae; Streptophyta; Magnoliopsida; Rosales; Rosaceae
Source: the annotation of a GenBank genome assembly